Nematostella vectensis (starlet sea anemone) is the source of this 4085-nucleotide messenger RNA. RefSeq lists its product as uncharacterized. The transcript is spliced from 11 exons. Gene Ontology annotation, biological process: ubiquitin-dependent protein catabolic process; protein polyubiquitination. NCBI's taxonomy places the organism in Eukaryota, Metazoa, Cnidaria, Anthozoa, Actiniaria, Edwardsiidae. The record is from RefSeq and is a predicted model, not a curated record. Bases 348 to 3833 code for a protein of 1161 amino acids. Gene Ontology annotation, molecular function: protein binding; ubiquitin protein ligase activity.
UUUAUCCAAGACCAAAAUCAGCGUAUUAUUUCUGAAAUAAACCCUCGCUCGUCCCUUUCGCAGCCAUCUUGAACUAAGCUACCAGGCCACACCGCAUAUAUGCGGUGUAUUUUCGCGCAUGCGCAUGCAAUAAAUACUGGACCCUCUUUCACGCGAGCCAGAAUGUCGAGCGCAAAGAGAGUCCCAGGUCUGGACUACCAUAUUCCUCGCUCGCUCUCUAUUCCUGCUGAAACUCCACAGGAACGCUUACUACACAGGCUAAGCUAACUUCAAUUCUAGAAUUCGGGAGCCCUGUGGUGUUAUGAAGACGAGGCUGAUCGACAAGGUCGUGUAGCGUUCUUGACAACAUGGAUAACGCAGACCUUGAAAAACUCGCCAUCUCUCCGGGCAAAUUAAGCCCAAAAUUCCAUGCAAACACCACAGAGUACCAGGUCACAUUAGGCAGCGAGGUCGGACAACUUAAAGUCGAUCCUCUAACAAGCGAUUCCGGGGCCUCCUACGCGAUUUCGGGUUCUGGUGGAGGGAAGACAGUCUCACUUAAAGAAGGAGAAGUUACAACAAUCAAGAUAGAAGUGUCAGCCGAAGAUGGCUCUACUAUCAAGAAUUAUUGCAUUUAUGCAAACAGGCUAUCAGCAAGCGAUGCCUCCCUCUCCGAGUUGAAGCUCUCUUCUGGCCACCUGAGCCCUGAAUUCACCCCAGCAAACACUACCUACACUGUCUCCGUGUCAAGACACUCAUCAUCUAUUGUGAUAACACCAGUUGCUGCUGACAAAAAGACCUUGGUAAAGUUAAAUGGAUCUGCAGAAAAGGUUAAAGACGCUAUUGAUCUCAAUUAUGGAGAAACACUGAUUGAACUAGAGGUGACUUCACCCGAUCAGAGCACAACAAAAGUCUAUUCAAUAAUUAUCUGCGGUCAACAACUAUUAAGAUCAGUUGCAUUUGAAGAUGCUAAGGCUGCCCUUCGGUUUCAAUGUCCUGUUUGUCUUGGUGUGUUAUACCGGCCAAAAUCCAUAGCCGGAAGUCCGUCCAAAACUGUCUAUUGCAAACCUUGUAUAGAUGAGUUAACACGCACAUCCAAGCAAGACCCUUUGGGCGACACCCAGUUAUCUGGGGAAUGGCGUGUGGAUGAACAUGUCAUUGAAAAAGAGAUGGCCUCACAGCUUGUUAGCUGUUGUUAUCGGUACUGGGGAUGUCCUGAGAAGGUCAAGCUGUGUGAUGUUGGCAGGCAUGCCAGUCAGUGUGAGCACAGACCUGUCAUUGUAGAGAAAUCAGGGGAACUUGUAGCUGCAAAGGAUCUUGAAGCAAAGAGUAAGGAUUGUUGUUCUGCAUGUCCUGAUUGUGCAAGACCUGUGCGAUCUAGCGACCUUGACACUCACAAGUCACAUAUGUGCACCAGUAAAGCCACAAGUACCUCUGUCCAGCAUAAACUGGAGGUGCGGCCAUGGGAGAAAAAGCUACUUCAGGAGACAAGUGAAAAGUCAUCUGAUAACCUUGUAAAGACAGCAGGAGAGAUGGUGAAGAACUACUUUGAGAGUCGUCCUAAGUAUGGUUGUGCUGGCCAGUACACAGGAGAGGUCUCACCUCUGCAAUAUCUGAACACAGCAGCAGAAUGGUAUGCCACAUCCAUCAAGAUCUCUCCAAAGAAUGCUCUACUACAUUUCAGACUGGCACAAGUUCUAGAAGAACAACAUUAUGCAGGAGAUCUUUAUGGUCUCAAGCCACCGAAAAACACAGAGAGUGAGUUUGACUUUAAUCUGAAGUCCAAGGAGAGCUCUAAAGAAGAUGACAUCCAGGCAAUCUGUGAGAUGCGUGGAGCAGGAAGAAACGCCCCCCUUUCACUGCAACUAAAGGCCAUUGAUGAGGAAUACCACUACUUGUUAGACCAGGGCAAGUCCGACAGGGCAGAGUAUGUACAGCAGUUGUAUGCCUUCAAGUCAAAGCAAGCACUGCAGGCAAACAAGACUGCCCAGCAAGCGGGCAAUGAAGAAGAACCACUCGGCAAAGCAUAUUUCAAGUAUCUUGAUGCUCUGUCCUGUGGUGCAGAUAACUAUUUGUACAGCCUUCAUGUUGGACGCAUGCUUCUACUGCAAGGCAAACCAGAUGAAGCUGUUAGUAGGCUACAAGUAGCUGUUGGCUUGAAGCCAAAUAAUGUUGAGUGCAGAUAUUACCUUGGAUUAGGUUUAGCACUACAAAAGGGUGGGGCUGGCAAAAGACAAACAGAAGCUGUAGGAUACCUCUCAGAAGGGUUAGAGAGUUUGCUGAUGAACAUCACACAGGAUAACAAACAGGACGAGGAACCACAUUUAGCGUCUGAUGAACUGCUUAACAUCAACAACAUGCAAUGCCUUCAGGGACUGUUGACACUUGCUGGCUUGGUCCAAAUGCUGACACCCGCAACACCUGGGUUGAUGUCGGUAUCCAGCACCUAUCAUGCGGCUGCGCUGCUCUCCAUGCAUGUCCUUAGCAACCUGGUUGCCAGGGGAGAGACAUACCAUGAAGCGGAAUGGAUACUGUUCCAAGCUCACUCUAGUUUGAUCCAGCUCUUAUUGGAGGAGGAGAAUAACAAUUCUGAGGAGAAAGCUGCAAUUGCGCGCAAGUGUGACAACUUGUCAGCCCUGAUUAGGAACUCUACUAUACCUCCUGGGCGGCAGUUGCUGGAAUUACAAGAAAAGACAUGCCAGCAGGCUGUGUUGCUCCAGCCAUCAAACAACAGAUCCUUGUAUCUCUUGGGAGACGCCCAGCUGAGAUCAUAUGACAACGACCCAGCUUCAGAUAAUGGCAAAAGUCUCCUUAAUGAGGCCGAGCAAAGCUUUAGGAUUAGCAUUGAGUUAGAAGGCAAGCCUUCGGGCGGAAAAACAUUGCCAGAAACAAUUGCUAACCAGAGGUGGUAUAAAGAGAAGCAGGCCAAAAAGGAAGCAGAGAAGAAAUCAGGAGAGGGCACCCCCCAGAAAACUGCAGCAUUACCAAGUAAACCAGGGGGAGUUGCAGCUAGGGGUGCACCUGCAGGGAGGGGUGCAGCUACCAGAGGGGCCCCCGCUAGAGGCGGGGUAGCCACUAGAGGCCGUGGUGCAGCAACUGGGGCUCGUGGAGGUGCCGUUUCUCCAAGCAAGACUCCUGCCGCACGAGGCAAACCCUCCCCUGCUAGAGGUGGGCCUUCUCCUGCUAGGGGUGUGGCCACUAGAGGGGCUGCGAAGACUGCAAGUCCAGCUGCAGCAAAGACUUCAGGGCCGCCUGCGAAGUCAGCUUCUAAUCACAAGUGCUCCCCAGCCAAACCGUCAACACCAGCAAGUAAGGAUGCCGCUGCUAAACCACCAACAAGCCCAGCGCCCAAACCUGAAGACGAGGCAACUGGUCCCCCAAACAAACCCUCUUACCAAGCACGUCUAGGACUCGCAAGGGUGCUUGUUCGAAAGGGUGGAGAACUCACAGAGGCUGAAAAACUAUAUGAAGAAGUGCUGAGCAUGGCGCCAGAAGUGCAUGAUGCUUACAUCGAGUUAGCGGACUCCCUAGUCAAGACAGACCCAAUGAAAGCAGUGGAUAUCUACAGUAGGUACCCCUUCAAGGAGCCGCUAACCUUUGACGACGCAUACAUCCAUGGUGAAAUAGUGCGACUGGUGAUGAAGCAAGAGAAGUAUGACGACCCUCGGCUGGGCCCGAGCCUCAUAUCGCUUGGUAAGGUUAUGGGGCUGACAGUGAUUGAGAAGUAUGUGGAUACUCUUGACAAGACCUUCAAGUACAGUAAGCUGCUGUGCCAGGUUUACGCUGGGGUGCACGGCAAGGAUGUGGACGACCCAGAUCUUCAUCAGUUCUUCAAGUUUAAGUGCUGGGUGUAAUCUUUCAGAGACAAGGCUGCGGUAGUUCAAAGUUAUGUCAGAUGAAAAUAGGGGGUGUAAUCUCUCAAGAGUGCGGUAGUUUAAUGUUAUGUCAGAUAAAAGAAGGAGGUCAUGUGUAUUAAGGUUUACAAGUUCUGGGUGUAAUCUUUCAGGAUAUGAGUGUGCAUGAUUGGUGAAAAAGAGGCUAAAGGGUUUGUGUAAGACGUGACGAUAUACUGUAAAUAGAACUUCCAAUAAAUACAUGCUAGAUUA